AUGUCAAGCACCCAAGCCCGUCGCAAUGUUCUCACAAACACAUCAGCGCGUCAAAACAUUCUGAUUGUUGGUUGCGGCAUCGCAGGGCCAGUGCUUGCAACCCUUCUGCUAUCCUCUCCCGGUUCCGUCCACGAGCUUCCACAGAUCACAAUCCUCGAGCGUAACACAGCUGCCCUGGGCUCUGGUCAGAAUAUCGAUAUUCGCGGGCUUGGAAAACAUGUGAUCAAUGAACUUGGUCUGACAGAAGAAGUCAAAAGAGCCACCACCGGCGAAGAAGGCGUCAAGAUUGUCGACGCAGCAAACAGAGUUUGGGCACAGAUGGCCGCCGACAAGACUGGAAAAGUCGAGACUGGAACUUCUGAUGUUGAGAUCUUGCGCGGAAGACUUGCGGAGAUUCUUCUGGAUCAGGCGAAGAGAGUCAGCGAAAGUGUCAAAGCAAGAGGCGGCAUGGGUGUGGAUUUCAUCUUUGGCGACAGCAUUCAAGGCUUGCAUCAAGAUGACAACAAGGUGUAUGUUCAGCUUGCCAACGCUGGCAGAAGAACAUUCGAGCUCGUCGUUGGUGCGGACGGUCUGCACAGCAAGACUCGAAAGCUGGCCUGGGGCGCAGAGCAGGAGGGAUGUUCGAAACCUCUGCAUAUGUACGGUGCUUUCUUCAGCACAAACAAAGAAGCAGGAGAUGGAGACUGGAGAUCGUGGUUUCAUGCUCCUGGUGGCGUCAGUGUCAUGCUUCGACCCUCGGGCACGAAAGAGAAGAGCACUGUACUUGUGCUUCUUGCCGACAAGGAUGGCUCCAUUGCAAAAGACUUGGAAGGCAGUGCAAGGGAUGUUCCAGCACAGAAAAGUCUGGUGCUCAGAAGACUCAAAGGAAUCGUUUGGCAGGAGCAGAGACUGAGAAAUGCCGUAGCAGAGGCGGAUGACUUCUACUUUGACACUACUGCGCAGAUCAAGUUGGACAGAUGGAGCAAAGGCCGAGUGGUUCUGUUGGGCGAUGCUGGGUACGUUUCUUGUGUUCCCCCUUGUUUUUGA
Molecule: messenger RNA, 1026 nt
Organism: Aureobasidium uvarum
Lineage: Eukaryota; Fungi; Ascomycota; Dothideomycetes; Dothideales; Saccotheciaceae
Source: the annotation of a GenBank genome assembly